Molecule: messenger RNA, 1801 nt
Organism: Zootermopsis nevadensis
Lineage: Eukaryota; Metazoa; Arthropoda; Insecta; Blattodea; Termopsidae
Product: homeobox protein six1
Biological process (GO): regulation of transcription by RNA polymerase II
Cellular component (GO): transcription regulator complex; nucleus
Molecular function (GO): DNA-binding transcription factor activity, RNA polymerase II-specific; RNA polymerase II cis-regulatory region sequence-specific DNA binding
Source: RefSeq, a predicted model, not a curated record
CGGAGUGUGGAAGGGUCUGUGUCACUGUUGCGUUACAAAUCCCUCCCCCCCCCCAAGUUAUCAAUGUGGUGUUUACAAACAUUUGAAUGAUAUUACAGUGCAUCGCCCGAGUGCCAGUUGGAUCUAAUUCGAGUCCCGGUGCUAGACGUAAGCAUGCGAAGACCUGGGACUUGGUUUAAUUAAAGUGAAGCAUCUGUCAGCUGAUGUAAGUGAAAUGUUUGAACGUCUUCUCGUUUGAAAUUAAACAGCAAUAUCCUCGGUGACACACAAGAACUAGCAAGUUAUAAUGAAGAUAAAUCAGUCGGGGCUGUCAGCGUGAAAUGAACGCAGAAUCUGUUGGUCGUGCACCCUUGGGAAAGUGAAGUCGACCAGCGCCGUCGGCCGAGACCCGCGGCUACCUCCGAGAAUAGCACACGCGGUCCCUCCAUGUUGGCCGGUCCUCCAGCAGGCAGCGGUGGCCUGCUUCAACAGAUGACUCCCGAGUUGCCAUCGAGCGUCGCGAUGCAUCACUUCCAACAAUCCGUACCACAACACUCACCGCCGCCCGGAGGCAGCAUGAGUCCGUUAUUACCAAGUUUCGGUUUCACUCAGGAACAAGUUGCGUGCGUGUGCGAGGUGCUCCAACAAUCGGGCAACAUCGAGCGUCUAGGCCGAUUCCUGUGGUCACUUCCGGCCUGUGAGAAACUGCAUAAGAAUGAGAGUGUCCUAAAGGCCAAGGCAAUUGUCGCGUUCCACCGGGGAAAUUUUAAGGAACUGUACCGUAUUCUGGAAACGAACCAGUUCUCCGCCCACAACCACCCCAAGUUGCAGGCGCUGUGGCUCAAGGCGCACUACGUCGAGGCAGAGAAGCUGAGAGGAAGGCCUCUGGGAGCCGUGGGCAAGUACAGAGUUCGACGGAAGUUCCCGCUACCGAGAACCAUCUGGGACGGAGAGGAGACGAGCUACUGCUUCAAAGAGAAGUCCAGGUCGGUCCUGAGGGAUUGGUACACCCAUAACCCGUAUCCCAGCCCCAGAGAGAAGAGGGAGCUUGCAGAGGCUACUGGUCUCACCACGACACAAGUCUCCAACUGGUUUAAGAACCGUCGACAACGAGACAGGGCCGCGGAACAAAAGGACGGCUCCGGCCGGAGUUCAUCUGCGUGUGAUAACGACAAGGGAGCCGCGGCAGGACCGAGCUCUGCUCUGGAUUCCAGCUCAGAGUCCGUGGACGGCGAUCAGAAACCCCCAUCGGGACUCGACCACCCGACCUCCCAGGCCAUGCUUGCUCAGGAUCCAGUUCCUCAUCACGGCACAGAACUUUUCAGCAGCGAGCUGAAGCCCAGUGUGACCAGUCUUCAAGCUACUGUCAUGUCUAACGCAACGCUGGCUGCAGCGGCUGCGUACCAAUCACAACUAGGUCUGGCUAACGCAAGGGCUGGCGUCAGUCCAAUAGCAGACCAGCAAGCAAGUAGUUCUCUUACGCACCACCAUCACCACGGAGAUGCGGCGCUGCUCCACGACUAUCACUCUUUGUGACAGUGGGUGGCUGGCUACGGUUAUAGCCAGUGAGAAGAAUGUUGAUAUCUCUUUUAUGUAUCAUCACAAGGGACAUAACGUAGUGGAAACGUUUUAAAAUGAGUUGACCUCAAUUUCUAUUCCAUCGCUAGUAAGUUAGUCGAAAAUUUUGUUGUUCCGUUUGUGUUUGUAACGAAUGUUACCAGACUUAAAACCACUAAAUGAAUGGGUAGUCAAUUUGGCAAUGCAGAAUAUGUACGUCUUAAUCUAGCCUCUUCUGAUAGCUUUUAAUGCAAGGAUGCACAUC